CGCCUUCGGGGUGCCACGGCAGAGGGGCGCCGAGCCCGGGAGGGGCAGCGGCUGCCGCGCUCCGGCCUGGCCGGCGGCGGCGAUGCGGGUGCCGGCGGCGGCGAUGCGGGUCUCGAAUCAUAUCUGAAACAGAUUGUUGUUCUGCUGUGUGCAGGGGCUGCUGGAGGAGACUGGAUGUGACUGGACAUUGAAAUGGAAAAUCCUGAAGUGGCUGUGAGCAGCUGCAGUGCUCAUGAGGAUGAAAACCUUUGCAGCUACAAACGACACUCAUCAGUAUCACAGGAGGGGCUUUUGGAAGACCAGCUUAGAAGGAAGUUAAAAUUUUUCUUCAUGAACCCAUGUGAGAAAUUUUGGGCCCGGGGCAGAAAGCCUUGGAAACUUGGGAUUCAGUUACUCAAAAUAGUAAUGGUUACAGUUCAGCUGGUGGUUUUUGGAUUGAGCAAUCAAAUGGUGGUUGCCUUCAAAGAAGAGAACACUGUUGCAUUCAAACAUCUUUUCCUGAAAGGAUAUAUGGACAGAAUGGAUGAUACCUAUGCUGUAUACACACAAACAGAUGUCUAUGACCAGAUAUUCUUUGCAAUAAACCAGUACCUGCAGCUGCCCAACAUCUCUGUUGGAAAUCAUGCCUAUGAGAAGAGGGGAGCAGAAGACGCACCUCUUUCUGUUUGUCAGCAGUUCUACAAGCGAGGAAUCAUCUGUCCUGGAAACGACACCUUUGAUAUAGACCCAGAGAUUGUGACUGACUGCUUGUACAUUGAGCCAACGACUUCAUUACACAACACAACAAUGGGAAAGCACAAUUUGAAUUUCACCCUGGAUUUCCCCAGGCUGGUGGCGGUGCAGCUCAUGUUCAACCUGAAGGCAAUCAACCUCCAGACCGUUCGUCACCACGAGCUCCCCGACUGUUACGAUUUCACUCUGCGGAUUGUGUUUGAUAAUAAAGCACACAGUGGACGAAUUAAAAUAAGUCUAGACAAUGAGAUAGCAAUCAGGGAAUGUAAAGACUGGCAUGUUUCUGGAUCAAUACAGAAGAACACUCAUUACAUGAUGAUCUUCGAUGCUUUUGUCAUAUUGACUUGUCUGGCUUCACUGAUCCUUUGCACACGAUCAGUGAUUAAAGGAAUUUGGCUCCAAAGGGAAUUUGUAAGCUUUUUCCUAUAUUAUUAUAAGAAAGAAGUAUCUUUCAGUGAUCAAAUGGAAUUUGUCAAUGGAUGGUACAUCCUGAUUAUGGUCAGCGAUGUCCUAACUAUUGUUGGAUCAACUCUAAAGAUGGAGAUACAAGCUAAGAGCCUGACAAGUUAUGAUGUCUGCAGCAUACUCUUGGGAAUAUCCACUAUGCUUGUGUGGCUUGGAGUCAUUCGCUACCUAGGUUUCUUUCAGAAGUAUAAUCUUCUCAUCCUGACACUGCGAGCAGCGUUACCCAACGUAAUGAGGUUCUGCUGUUGUGCUGCCAUGAUCUACCUGGGCUAUUGUUUCUGUGGAUGGAUUGUACUGGGACCAUACCAUGUGAAGUUUCGCACUCUCAACAUGGUUUCUGAAUGCCUUUUUUCAUUGAUCAAUGGAGAUGACAUGUUUGCCACCUUUGCACAAAUGCAGCAGAAAAGUUACUUGGUUUGGUUAUUCAGUAGGAUCUACCUCUACUCCUUCAUCAGCCUGUUCAUCUAUAUGGUGCUGAGUCUCUUCAUUGCACUCAUUACAGAUACAUAUGAAACAGUCAAGCACUACCAGCAAGAUGGCUUUCCUGAGACAGAACUUCGGAGAUUUAUAUCACAGUGCAAAGACUCACCAAACUCUGGGAGGUACAGGUUAGAGGAGGAGAGUUCUGCAUCUCUCUUCUGUUGUUGUAAUGGUUGUAGUGAACAUAUUUAAUGGAUUGUGGGAGCAUAUCAUGGAGGUUUUAAAGCAGCACACAUUGCAAGAACUGGACAAUCGAGCUGGUGGAAAACCUUACCUCUGAAGACUUAAUUUGCUUUUCUCAAAAAACAGUGUAAGCCUGUGGCAGAAGUUUAUGCUAAACUUACAGACUUUUUAAUUAGGCAUUCACUGCAAGUUCAGGGGGCUUGGGAUGGUUUUUAUUAGUUUUAUUCUAUUUGUUUCCUCAGUUAAAUUGUGCUAGAAUGCAAAGGGCAAAAAAUCUGUCUGUGUUCAGAGACUUGGCUAGAUUAUAAGAGUAGAAUAUAAAUGUAGUAACUUUCAACUCUAAGUAGAACUAGUGCCAGACUAUUUCAGCUUUGAACACCAACCUCGCCUUCAGUACUGCAGGCAUUAUCUGUCUAUGGCUGAUCUGUUACUCAAUGAAUGAAAGCUCACUAGAGCCCUCAGCAUUUUUUGUUUAUUUGCACUCACAGAAAAAAUAAAUACUAUGAAAUUUGGUGUAAUUUAUUUCUGGAGUCAUUACAGUGAGUUGAUACACAAGCCAUUCAAAUAUAGCUGAAAGGAGAAAAUAAAUGUUUCUUUAAACACAAGUA
Messenger RNA from Prinia subflava (tawny-flanked prinia), 2468 nucleotides. RefSeq names its product mucolipin-3-like. The transcript has 15 exons. Gene Ontology annotation, molecular function: NAADP-sensitive calcium-release channel activity. Gene Ontology annotation, cellular component: lysosomal membrane; plasma membrane. NCBI's taxonomy places the organism in Eukaryota, Metazoa, Chordata, Aves, Passeriformes, Cisticolidae. The record is from RefSeq and is a predicted model, not a curated record. The coding region runs from base 193 to 1869 and encodes 558 amino acids.